Molecule: messenger RNA, 2592 nt
Organism: Biomphalaria glabrata
Lineage: Eukaryota; Metazoa; Mollusca; Gastropoda; Planorbidae
Product: ornithine decarboxylase-like
Exons: 11
Coding region: 161-1780 (539 amino acids)
Cellular component (GO): cytoplasm
Molecular function (GO): ornithine decarboxylase activity
Source: RefSeq, a predicted model, not a curated record
AAAGGCCAUCCCAUCACCGCGUGGUCCAUGGAGUCCAGGCAUGCUCGGCCCAGAUUAAAGUUUGGCACUGAAUUGAACAGAUCAUUUCAAGUGGCAGUUACCUAGACUAAAUUGAUUGUUUUCCUAGAAGAAGAUCUAUUGACAACGUUGUCAAACUGCGAUGUCCACUGGUGUCACAGUGCAGCUGGAAAUGGCUGGAGGUCAUUCAAGCGUGUCCAUCGAUCUGUACAAUUCAGUGACCACUAUGGAUGAUCUGGUUCAGGAGAGAGUGUCACGCCUCCAGGCCUAUGAACACGACACCACGUUCAUUAUAGCCAACAUCGGGACACUGUACAGUCAAUUGAGCAAGUGGAAAGAGUUAAUGCCUAGAGUUAAACCUUUUUACGCAUUGAAGUGCAACAAUGAUCCCGUAGUGACCAAAGUCCUGGCUGAUAUUGGACUUGGUUUUGAUUGUGCCAGUCAGUCUGAGAUUGAACAAAUUCUUCAACUUGGAGUCCAUCCCUCCAGGAUUGUGUUCGCCAACCCAAACAAACACAUGUCACAUCUACGGUUCGCUGCCCAGAACAACGUCGACCUGAUGACAUUUGAUGACAUCUGCGAGGUCCUGAAAAUCAAACAAUCUUUUCCAAACGCCAGACUUUUGCUGCGUAUUAAAACCAGACGACAUUUCAGGGCGAGACACACAUUUAAUAAAAAGUUUGGCUGUGAUCCCUGUCUCGUCCGAUCUUUGUUGAUACAAUGCAAACAACUGUCUGUGAAUGUCGUGGGAUUUAGUUUUCACAUCGGAAGUCUACCAGAAGAGAACUCGUAUUUCACAACAACCAUUGCUGAUGUUAGUGAUCUCUUUCAAAUCGGAGAAGAACUGGGAUUUAGGAUGACCAUUUUGGACAUUGGUGGAGGAUUUCCAGGCGUGGACACAGAGAAACAAUCCUUUCAAAAAGUGGCGAAGGAGAUAAACGAGGCACUGGAGAGACACUUUCCCACAUCCAGGGGCGUCGACGUGAUAGCAGAGCCAGGGCGUUACUUUGUGACCUCGUGUUACACCUUAGCUGUUCAGGUUAUGUCCAAGAAAGUUGUCGCCGAGAGUUUUGAAGCCAAUGACCAGAACGUCAAGAUGAACGAACAUACCAUUGUGAAUGAACAUAUCAUAGUGAACGAACACAGUCAUCAGAAUGGUCACAUUUAUCAAAACGGAUGUGCCCCUGAUAACAAACUCACGCUUGAUAGUCAGAGUGAGCACACAAAUGGCGAUAGCCACAUCAUUACCAAUGGGCACACCUCUGCUAACGGACAUAUACAAGUAAAUAGGCACACCUCUGCGAAUGGACAUGCUAUUUUGAGUAAUCUAGAUACAGUGGAAAAGCACAGAUUCCAAAAUGGACUCAGCCAUGAAAACGGCCGCAUAGAAAGACCUGACCACGAGACCGCCUAUGUUUACAUGUAUUUUAUCAACGACGGUCUCUUUGGGACAUUCAGUAACGUCCGCACUGACCAGCUCGUUGCGAGACCAAGUUUCUUAAAGGAUUGUGACACUAAGGCAAUGCACACGUCCAUCUUAUGGGGGCCCACCUGCGCUGAAUCAGACUGUGUUAUGAAAGAAUGUCUUCUACCUGAGCUCAGAGUUGGUCAGUGGCUGUUCUUCCAAAACAUGGGCGCCUACUCCGUCACUCAGGCGUGUGGCUUCAACGGCAUUGAGCCUCCAUUGAAAUUUUACGUGUGUGAUCAGAAGACAUGGGAUCUUAUAUCACAUGAAAUCGAUCUUGCAGCCUCUCAAGGUUAGCAGCCUUUAAGUCACCGAUAACUCUGAACAAUUGAAGACGACUCAGUAAAACUUAACUGGUUGCCAUGGAAUUGUGAAUUAACAAUUUUCCUUUUCCUUUUUGUGCUUAAAUUUUAACAAAUCUUAGUGUCCUUGUAUUCACUGUUGUUGCGUAUUUUGUUUGUUUGUUUGACAUGUUUCGGAUGUUCCUUCAGAGUUGAAGAUAGUUUACUUCCUAGUCCAAACCUCCCGCAGGACGACGGGGGAUGGGAGCGGGCAGGGUUUGAACCCUCGACCGUCGAUAAAUCCGAACGACAGUCCAGCGCGAAAACCGCACUAUUUCACUAUUUAUGUCAUGAUCGCCAGUAAAGACAAAUGGUAUGUUAAUCGUAUUAUGGUAUAGUAUACAAAGCGAGGCGUGAUAUUCAGCUGCUACCAUUCCACCUGGCCUGACCAUAUUGACCCGAUGUUGAUCGACUCCAACAAACGAAUGUGAGUCUGCGCAGGUCUUUUUAGAACCACAAUAUAAGUGGGGGGAGGGGGGUGUCAUUGUCUUUGUCCAUACUCUUUUCUACCGUAGCCCUAUACAAAUCUCGUAGAUCUCUUUUUUUAGUAAGUUACAAAGGGAGACCACUAAACUGUGCGUUAACAGUUGUUGAGAAAGUUAUCUAUUAGUCCAUUAGGGCUGAUCGAAACUCUUUUCUUAAAAUAAUAAUGUACGUAAAUUUAAUGUGCUGAUAAUUAAAAUGCUGAUAGGUAUCAACUUAUAAAAUGUAUAUUUUCAAAUAAUAUUAGUGCUUUCUUUAUAUAAUAUUCGAUGGCAUUUAACAAAU